This is a messenger RNA of Diaporthe amygdali, 1050 nucleotides long. RefSeq lists its product as uncharacterized. Gene Ontology annotation, molecular function: dioxygenase activity. The record is from RefSeq and is a predicted model, not a curated record. The coding region runs from base 1 to 1050 and encodes 349 amino acids. The transcript has 3 exons. Lineage: Eukaryota; Fungi; Ascomycota; Sordariomycetes; Diaporthales; Diaporthaceae.
AUGAGUGGGGUGCCGGAAUAUUAUGAUAUUCCCACUGCACCCAUUGCCAGCAUCUCACUUGUUGGUCUUCGCAAGGGUGACAAGGUCACUGCUCAAAGCCUGCUAAAAGCAUGCCAGACUCUGGGCUUCUUCCUACUCGACCUGCGCGGGGAUGAUUUGGGUGAUAGUUUAGUUAGGGAGAUCGACCAGCUCAUGGGAGGCGUUGGAAAAGAUGUCAUGGGCUUACCAGAGGAUGUCAAGAGGCAAUAUCAUGUUGAUGUUCCCCGGAGCUUUGAAGGCUUCAAACUGCGCGGUGUAGGGAAAACUGAGACGAACGAGCCAGAUCGUUUCGAAUGGUUCAACAUAGGUCAGGAUGGCCUCACAGGAGUCGGUCCCGUUCCACCGCUUCCUCCACUAGUGCAGACGCAUCUCCCCUUAUUCACCUCUUACCUCAAGCAUAAUCAAGAGAUUGCUUCAACGAUUCAAACCACUUUGGCAACCGAGCUGGGGUUACCUGCAGAUACUUUUACAUCCCUGAAUCGGCCUACGGAACCUACGCUUUCUCUUGUUCGCCUAUUGAAAUUCGAAGCCAGUUCAGAGGCAAAGGACUUACGGACUGCCUUGCGCCACCACACAGACAUUGGCACAAUCACCCUUCUAGCCAACGUGCUUGGUGGUCUUCAGGUCCUCAAGCCCGGUCAAUCUGCGACAGACCCCAAUGCAUGGCUUUGGGUUCGUCCACGACCACGCCACCUGAUCGUCAACCUGGGAGACGCCAUGGUGCAAUGGACUGGCGGAUUGCUUCGGAGUAAUACGCAUCGCGUGACCUAUUCGCCAGGCGAUCAACGAUUCGUCGACAGGUACAGCAUGGCCUAUUUCUUGAGGCCUGAACGCAAUGCCAGGAUGAAAAGGCUCAUUGGUCAGGGAGACGAUGAUAAUAGCGAUGCUGCAAAUAUGACGGCCUGGGAGUGGGAGUUCAAGAAGACCAUGGCAUUCAUGACAGACGAAACUGACAAUGUCCUUGUAAAUCGACGUGUGAUACAGGACCUAGAGAAAGAUGUUAUGUCUUGA